Molecule: messenger RNA, 774 nt
Organism: Candidozyma auris
Lineage: Eukaryota; Fungi; Ascomycota; Pichiomycetes; Serinales; Metschnikowiaceae
Exons: 1
Coding region: 1-774 (257 amino acids)
Biological process (GO): protein folding
Cellular component (GO): cytoplasm
Source: RefSeq, a predicted model, not a curated record
AUGAGCUUGAAUGAUAUACAAGUCCCUGUAGAGGUGGAUCCUAACGAAGACACAGAAUGGAACGACAUUCUUCGUGCUAAGGGCAUAAUUCCAGAAAAACCCAAAGACCCAACGGAGGAGUUGGAAGAAGCUUUAGAACAAGCAGUGAAAGCUCAGCAUGAAAACCGUCUCGAGACCAAAAACUUGAAUGAGCUCGCAGAGCUCGAAGACGAAGAAGACGAAGAGUUCUUGGAAAUCUACAAGCAAAAGAGAUUUGAGGAGCUCCAACAAUUGCAGCGAAAACUGAAGUUUGGGUCCGUACAGCAUGUUACGAAGCCAGAAUACGCAGACGAAGUGACAAAGGCUUCCGAAGAUUGCUUUGUGCUUCUCCAUAUGCUGGCUCAACUGGCUGUUCAGUCGCGGCUUUUAGGACUGAUCUUUGUGGAAUUGGCCAGGAAAUUUCCCGAGAUCAAGUUUUGCGAGAUCCCCGCCAACAGGUGUGUUGAAAACUAUCCUGAGCUGAAUUGUCCCACAUUGAUCAUAUACCACAAACAACAAAUUGCGAAGCAGUUUGUCACGUUAACGCAAUUAGGUGGCAGCGACUGUAAGCUGAGAGAUAUUGAAAAGGUUCUUGUGGAAGUAGGAGCGGUGAAAGACGCAGACGAGCGUCUUGAAAUAAACCAGAAUGACGAGGAUUUGGAGGAACUGAGAAGAACGAGAUUUGUGAAGAAGAGCGUCAGGGGACCUGGCAUCAGCAAUAACGGCGACGAUGAUGACGAUGAUUUCUACGACUAG